Messenger RNA from Paramuricea clavata, 9303 nucleotides. NCBI's taxonomy places the organism in Eukaryota, Metazoa, Cnidaria, Anthozoa, Malacalcyonacea, Plexauridae. The record is from the annotation of a GenBank genome assembly.
AUGAUUAAUAAAUCGCAACACGGAUUCCUCCAUGGUCGCUUAUGUGUCACACAACUUCUAGCCACCUUACAUCAUAUUGGACAAUUGCUUGACCGUAACGUUCAGACAGAUGUUCUUUUUCUUGACUUUGCUAAAGUCUUAGAUUCCGUUGAUCAUACUAUUUUAUUGAAGAAACUCAGAUCUUACGGUAUCUCACGAAACUUGUACAAUUGGUUUACUGAUUAUUUGUGUGGUCGUACUCAGUGUUUCGUUGCAGAUGGUGCAACUUCAGAAUGGUCGCAAGUUACCUCCGGUGUCCCUCAGGGUAGUAUCUUAGGUCCUAUGCUGUUCCUUCUUUUUAUCAAUGACCUCCCUGGCAUCAUUCUUCCAUCAACAUCAACCGGUCUGUAUGCUGACGAUACAAAGCUAUACAAAGCUAUAAGAUCACGCCAGGAUUGUGACCUUCUACGGGAAUCGUUGUCGCUCGCUGACGAUUGGAGCAAGCAAUCCAAUAUUGACUUCAAUGCAUCUAAGUGUAAAGUUCUAACAAUAUCCCGCUGAAAAAGCCCGAUUGAAACAAAGUACCACCUUCGUUCAACUGAACUGGUGCGUGUGGAUAGUGAGGUUGACCUUGGAAUUACUGUAACAAGAAAGUUAUCUUGGAAUCAACACAUUAUUCAAAUUGUAUCCAAGGCAAAUAAAAUGCUGGGCUUAUUACGGAGAACGUGCCCCUUGUUAACAGAUCGCGUUGCUCGUAGGACAUUAUACUUAUCCUUAGUGAAAUCCCAACUGGGUUAUGCCACAGAAGUCUGGUCACCGUCUCAGUCCACCAACAAUACCUACCUAGAUCGAGAGGAUUCAAAGGCGUGCCACACGAUGGAUCCUUCAAGUAAAGAUAGGAGAGGUCUCAUACAAAGUUCGUUUGUUGGCCCUUAUUCUUCUGCCGCUAUCUUACGAUAGAGAGGUAAAGGACUUAACAUUCUUCUUUAAAGCUGUGUACGGAUAUUAUGAUUUGAAUAUUUCUGAUUACGUGUCAUUCGUAAGCCACAGCCGUACUCGUAAUUGUUUAAAUCCUGGCCUAAUGCUCGAAGUACCUUUGUGUACCGCAUCGUUCCCCUUUGGAACCGUAUGUGUAGAACUGCUAAACCUUAAGACUUAAGUAGCCUAUCUAUGUUCAGAUCGUUUUUAUCAAGAAAAUAUUUACAUUUACUAAUCUCUUGUUACGACGUAGACAUGGCCUGUACUGUACGUGGUCAUUACAUCGAACUUGCCCAUGUCAUAGAGUUUAAAGUGUGAGAUUAACAUAUGCUAUUGCUUGAUUAUUUUAUAUUCACUUAUAAUUUUAUAUUCAAUUGUUCCUUACAUCAUUUCAAGGUAUUAUUGCUAUCACUAAAUUUUUAAGCAUGAUAAAUCUUAGCUUUGAUUUUCGAGUUGGUGGCAUAUGUUUAUUUAUGACUUUAGUUAUGUAUAGUUUAUUCUACAUGUAUUGUCUGUUGUUGUAUCUUUAAUCGGAGGAGUGCCUCGCAUGGGACCUCGAGUCCCGUUCGCACUCCAAUCGCUUGGUCACUAUCCAAUAAAAUAUUUAAAACAACAUCUUGAUGUCUACUGUUAACAUGGAAAUUGGGAAAUUAUCUACUUGGCUUCAGCCAAAUCGAUUAUCUAUCAAUCUAAAGAAGACAAAUUUUAUUCUAUUUAAGCCAAGGCAGGGGAAAUUAACACGUGACUUUGUUCUGGAAAUUAAUAAGUCACAUGUUGACCGAGUCAGUAAAGUAGUAUUUCUUGAUGUUGUACUUGAUGAAUGCCUGUCUGGGAAACCUCAGUCACAUAUCAUUAAUUUCAAAUAAAAUAUCUAAGUCAGUGGGUAUUAUUUUUAGAGCAAGCUUUUGCUUAUCCAAAGCUGCUUUACGUAUUUCGUACUUUUCUUUGGUAUACCCCUAUAUGCAGUACAGUGUUAUUGUUUGGGGAUCUACAUAUCCAGCGAAUCUUGAUCGUAUUGUCAAACUCCAAAAACGAGUGGUUCGCUGCAUAUAUAGACAACCAUACGCUGCACAUACUGAUCCGUUAUUUAAAGAAUUGAAAAUUCUGAAAUUUGAUGAUAUAUAUUUAUUUAAUGUAGGUAUGUUUAUGUUUUCGUAUAACAAUGACUUACUUCCUGAUACUUUCCGUAAUUUUUUUCAACAAGUUAAUCGAAUUCAGGGGCGGAUCCAGGAUUUUUCGUACGUUAGUCAAAGUUUUCAGAUGUACAAUCUAGUUUUGCGAGCGGUGAAUGCGCGAGGCACCUGGGGGGGGGGGGUCUGUCCCCCAGGGUGUCUGUCCCCAGGAAAUUUUUUAUAUUUAAACCUCAGAAACGCCAUUUGCAGCACUCUGAAAGCAGCUUCAACAAAAAAUUAACCUCAUGAAUUGGGAGAUAAUUAUAGCAAUUAUCAGUCUCACUGACUCUCACAACUCGCUCCUUAGGGAAAUUUAAAAGAGAAGUACUUGCAGAAAUGUGAUAAGUGUGGAAGAUGUUUCAUUUUAUCAAAUUACGGAUUGCUAGUAUUAUGUUUAACUAACUCAUGAUGGUAUUACACUCAUUUAUGUUGCCUAAUAGCCUUGUUGAGUCAUUGAUCACUUGACUAGUAAUCACUACAGUGUCAUAUUACUCAAAUAAACAUAUAUCAAUAUUAAAGUUUGAACAUUCAUCAAUAAAACCUGACCUUUAGAUCCUAUGUAUGCUGCAUUAAUGCAUUUAUAUCGGUUAUCCUCAAUAUUAAUAGCCUCCUGAGUUCUGACGGUCCUUCAACCGCACAAAUAUGCAAAUUUGUUGUGUAAAUCAAAAUUCAUGGCUAAAUCAAGAUACGCGUAUUUACAUAUGCGUGGCGUGCAUCUUGUUCGCUUAUAAAUAUUGUUAUGCUGUCUAAAACGAAAUAAAAUUUACAUAUCACAUUAAAUUUACCUUAUUGCACUUCAGAAUAAAGAUCUCGGCGCCAAUACUUCUGCUCAAACAGUCAAACUGUAGUUCGUGCUACUCAUAGCGCCUAGCAACUGCUCACUGAAUCGAACUCUCCGAUAUUUAGCGUCGAUUUUCCUCCCAAGAUCAGCGCAACAGUCUUGUAAGACAGCUAAAUCAUUCACCGCAAAUGCGGAUUCAACCGUUUCAUGAAUACUACAAGGAUGGGAGCAGCAGACAUUUCUGAAUUUUCCGUAGAUAUAUAUCUUUAAAUUGAAUCUUUCGACAAAGCUCCAACAUGACACUUCGAAUGAGCGCGCGCUCGGAAAGACUUUACCACGCGUGAAAUAUAAUAUUAAUGAUAUUCAGACUAAUGGGGCGCCCCUGACUUUUGUAAAUCGGUCAGAACUCCCCACAGAUCAGUCAAAUUUGAAAAAAAUCGCUUGUUUCCAUGGAAAUAAGCGUCUAGACCAAUCAGAACACUGGAUUUUGACUUUUUGACUGACCGACUUUGCGUAUGUCAGCUGCUCAUUGACUUGACUAAGCUCGUCGGCUCAGCCACUGUAUGAAAUUUGAUCACUGGACUACAGUUCAAUUGGAAUGUUAAUUGCUAGCGCUGCAUGAUAAUAGAUACUGGACUAUUAUAAAGUGCCACUGCAUGAUAAAAAAUAACUGGACUAUUGGUCGAAUAUUUAAUGCUUUAAUCAGACUUUAAUUAAGUUUGUAAUUUUUACGUUAGUCGCGUGACUGGUUUGACGACCCCUAGAUCCGCCCCUGAUCGAAUUCAUCAGUACAACACCCGAAACUCCGGAUUACUCUAUAACCCGUUUUGUAGGACUAAUAUCAGACGAUUUUCUGUGUUUUAUAUCAAGGCUCAAAAUUCUUCAAUAACUUAAAUUCAGAUAUCCGAAGCAAUUUUCAAUCGCAUCUUUCCGAAACAAAUCAAAAAAUAUCUUCUGAGUUUUGUUUAAUCUGUUUGUAAUAAAUACUUUGUACUCUACUUUCUAGCGAACAGGAUUUAAAAUUUUAAUGUUGUAAACUAGAAAUACUUCUUUAUGUUCUGACUACAUGUAUAUUAAUUGAUAAAUAUUCCUAAUUUUAAGGUGCCCUACACAUUAUAAGCGUUCUAAGCUUCUUGAUGGAUUUCCUUACCAAACUCCUAACACAGGUAUCUCGUAUUUAAUACUUUUUCCUCUCUCGUAAUUGUAUUUUUUUGUAUUGUAUUUGUAUGUAUUUUUUGUUUGGUUAAAAUUUAAUAAAUUGAAAAUUGAAGUUUUGAUGCAAUAUUGAACGCUAAAUUUUAUUUAGAAAUGACUAAAAUAGUGCAAAUAUACUAUAUGUAGAGAGCUCAAGAUUGUUCAAUUUUUAAGUUGGGUUACUAUGCGUUGCAAGGAAGAAAAUACAACUGACCAAUCAGAUGCGGUUUUGAUUGAAAGCUGCAUUUCAUGUGAUUUGUUGAAACGUGUACAUUUGCAUCUACCUUAAAUCUGAAUGUUUUUUUUAGGUGCUGAUUAUUAUCUCAUGAAUAUUUUGGUGGAAUGGCAAGUAAAUGAGGAAUGCAGGUAUUUCUAAUGAUGCAGAGCAACCAGUUUGCAUCCAGUCAGGUUUGUAUAUAUCUGACAAGGUAAGUUUAUCAAGGUUUGCACACAUCUCACAACACGUUAAUAAAAACUGCGGUUUUGUAAAUAAUGAUGUACCAUUAUAUUUACUAUAGUUGUUCUUCUUGUAACAUAUUUGCUAACGUGAGUCAAAAAUUUUGACACUUCAUGUCAGCACUUAGCCUACAUUUUGUUUUUUUGCGAGAUUUUGCCGAGUAUGGUCUGUGCGGCAAGGCAGUGACUUGAUGCCUUUCCUGAAAGUUGUUUAUCUGAUAACUUUCAAUUUUCAGACUAUGUCGUUCUAAGGUCAAGAUUAAAUUGCAGCGAUGAAAAACAGUUUGUUUUUUUGCGAGAUUUUGCAAACUAUUUUACAACACAUUGCUGCAAACAAUCUUAAAUACCUCGGAACAUUUUAUCUAGAGGAUAUUUGUGCAAAUUGCUCAAAUAUGUCUACAUUAUUUAUUUUCUAUUUCGUUAUAUAGGUAUUUCAAUUAUAGGUAUCGCUCUAAUAUCUCUGAAUUUUUAGAAAGAUUACUAGUUCUGAUCUUUCCGUUUUUCUUUUUUUCAUUAUUUUUCCAGACAUAGAUGAGUGUAAAAAUCCGUCUCUAUAUUCAUGCCAUAGUGAAUUUGAUUGUGUUAAUACUCUCAGCUCCUAUGAAUGUGUUUGUAACGGAAGGAUAACGAAUGGCAAAUGCGAAGAUGAAGGUAUAGCUUAGAUAUAUUUCUGUAAAAAUACAUAUGCAUGAGUGAUUUCUAACAUAAAAACUACCAACUAUACACAAACAGUAACCACACACAUUGCCUAUUAUUUACAAGCAUAACUUGAAUCGUGCUUUUCGUAUUCAGUCGGGUAAAUAGCACGUACUGUACACACCAGAGUAGUGUAGCAACGAGGGAAAGACUCUUCUACUUUAGGACCAAUGUUGUAAUUUUUUCAAAACUGAGAUGAAAAUUGGAGCGGGCCGGGGCCGUAAGUUUUAAUGCUUUCAUGCAUCUAUGACAUAAAUUAUGCCAAAUCUUUAGUUUUCUGAUUAUUAUGCAUAAAACGUGUUUAAAAUGCAUGAAAUAACGUUUUUUCCACCCUAAAAAUAAAAAAAAAUUCCAAACAAGACGACGUCUUCCGGACUCCACUUGCUUGGGGCUGGCUACGCUUCUUUUGAAAUUUAGAGACACUCUCAGAAACCUAGCUUUGGUUGCAGUUGCAACUAAAUUGUUGGUAGCCUACGAACUUUAUAAAGUAGUUUUUGAUCCAGCAGAUUCUUUUUAACAUCUGUUUUAAGGUGGUGUUGGGAGCUACUCCGAGUAACUAAUCAUACUGGACAAGUAGAGAAAACUCUACUUGGCCCGGCUGGUAUUCGAACCCACGACCACUAGUCUGAUGCUCAACCUACUGAGCUACAGGGCAAGUUGAGAGUAGGUGGUUUGAAAGAUGUUUUAAUUUAUAGUUUAAUUAUUUCCUAUUUCAGGUUAUACACGCUAUCGUUUGAACUUGCGAUUGAAAGACGAAUACACCAAUGCGCUUAGCAAUAACGCCUCUCAAGAAUUCAAGGCAAUUGAGACCAGGAUAACAAACGCGGUUUGUGGAUUUAACAAAAAUUUUCAGCCCCGGACACUAUCUUUCGAUUAUUUGCUUUCUAUCCUGCAAUUUUGUAUCAUAUCAUUUAAUUGUUGAAAAACACUCGGUGCGCAACAGUCAAUACUGUUCUGAGCUCGAAUUAGGGCAGAGAAAUAGGUAGGCUAAGCGUACAUGUAUCUGCGCAUAGUUUUGACUGUAUACUAUUUAUAGUAGCCACUAUUAUUGUUAUUGGUAACAAUUGGUAAGUUAAUUAAGCAAAACAGUGGGUAUUAUAUGUGUUGUGUAGCCUAAACUUUCAAUUGACUGAUUCGAGAUGAGCAAUGAUAGAACGAUCACACUUUUGACUGCAUCUUGACCUGUGGGGCUGUAUGUUCUUUCUAUUGGGUGUACUCGCGAAUUUAAAAAUUUAAAAUUUAAAGGAAAUUGCAGUUUUGGAAAGUGGAAGUACUGCUUGCGAAAAAAAUGACGUCUGUUAUCAUAACGAAUUUCAUAAUUUUUUUGAAGAAUUUGUAGCCACAUUUCCCAUUUCACACAAUGGGAUCCUUUUACUACAAAAUAAUCAACAAAAUACUCCAUAUGUUACAUUAUAGCAAAAUACAUUUUAAGUGAUUGUGGAAAUUGACUUUUAAUUUAAACCUAAAUACGUUAUUUUCGCGAAACAUCUUUUACAAAAUAGAUGAUUUUGCGUUCGCGAAAAGCAAAUCUAUAUUCAUACAUUCGAACCCUGCUGUACUGAGCAUUUAGCUCGAGUUCUUGCAGCAUUUAGGUGUCAAAUUUGGCAGUAUUAAACCUUUUCUCCACCAAGCGAUUUUUUCCGCGAAUCAAAAAAGUUCAUAUAUAGAGACGAAAAACGACUGUUCGUCACAAAUUGGCUUAGUGGAAAACUUGCUUUAGUGCUAAGCAUGUUUACCCAGGCAACGCAAGUUGGACCUCUGUUGUGUAUAUGAGUCUAUGCACCCAUUGCCAACAAGUCAGCCCGACAAUUUGGUCAUAUGCAUGCGAAAACAAUCAAUUUCUAAGGAAAUGAAUAAUGAUAAUAAUUUAAAAUUUGUAUAGCAUGACUAAAAUAGUCACUGCAAAAUGGAACAUGUUAGACAGCUGUGGAUUAUCUAUGUUGUUCAACAGCAGAAAUGUUGACUUUGACUGUGUAUAAAAAUAAUAACGAACUGUCUGUGCCAGUGUAGGUAUAGUGGCAAUAAUAUAGCUUUCGUUGCUAGGGAUGCAACUACCUGAAAAAUAUAUGGAGAAUUUUCCCCGAGCUAACGGCGCGGAACGCUGUUCCGCGCGUUAGUCCAGGGCGAGGGUACUUUUUCCGCCCGGCUAUUUAAUUAAUUAAACCCAGGGAAAGGAACGCACUAGCGAAGUCUAAAGUUUAUCAAAUAUCGUGGACGCAUGGCUAUGAUCCAAGGGUGGACAUCCUCGCUGUUCUCAAAAAUAUGGCUGUUUUCCAGCAGCGGGAUAAGCACACUGAGGAUAUUAAAGAAGUAUUUCAAUUUUCUAAAGCACAUAUUUGGAAAAUCACGUUUCACACAAUGAGCUUUGAAGCAAUUUUUGUUUGAAAAAAAUGUGAAGAAUUGAUUUGCUAUGGAAAAUCGUAAAAUAUAGGGUAAGUUUGCUUUGAAUGUUUAAUGUUUAUGAAUUUUGUUGCUUUAAAUAAUUUAUUGUGUAAAACGUGCACUACUGUUUUCCUUUUCAAUGAAGCUGUAAGUUUUCUAAAUUACCCUGUUUAAUUUAAUUAAGAAAAAAGGCAAACGUAAAGGAGAGCAAAUUAAUUUGAAGACCUAACUGAAAUUACUCAACAAUUUAAUUGAAGUAAAAACAGCUUAUCGGCAAAAGCAGCUUAGUAAAUAAAAUGAACAUUUCAAAAGAUUUUACGAAGCGACUCAAGUUAAAUUUUACAUUAAAUCAAAGCUCACCAAAUCCAGAACGACUUACCUACGAGCACAGCACAUAUUUUGGAAUUUCAAUGCUAUAUUAUAUUUUCUGUGUUGGUGUUACGUUGUCAGGUGAAUCUGUUUGUGAUGUUACUCUGAGUGUAUAUCCACACCGGGCAAGCUUGGAAAAUAUGCCUGGCCAGGGUGGUUCGAUUCGGAAGGUUCGAUUCCAACCGUGGCCAGGCAUAUUUUUCAAGCUUGCCCAGUGUGGACAUACACUCAGAGUAACAUCACAAAAAUCAUCGUUAUAUAGUUAAAAAGCAAUAACCUUUCGACAAUUUUAGCAGUGUUGUACAAAAGUAUAAUAAAAAUUAAAAUUAUCGUGUUGCCAUUACAAAAUUGACGUAAACGCGAGCCUGCGUACAGUGUUAAUCAAUUACUAAUACUUCAUGUUAAAUCAAUGUACGGAAAAUAUGGGAUUUGGAAAUUACUGCAUUCAUGAAUUUCUAGUAGUAUAUAAAACAGGUAGUUGCAUCCCUAGCCAACGAAAGCUUGUUCAUGUAAAAACAAUAUUUUUUCAGAUGGCGAAAGUGUACGAAAAUAACGAUGCUUAUGAUGGGAUAGAAGUAAAAAAAAUGAAGUAAGUUUCUAUUUCGCGUUACACAAAUUUUAUUUUAAGAUAAAGUAUUUUCAUCUUUUAUAAAAUCAAGAGGCUUAAUUAAUGAUUGACUGGAUCAGUAGUUACGGAUUUUUCAUGCAUACAAUUUUUAACAUUUACAUGUAUCUCACAGUAGCCUGCCUUUUUCUAGUAUAGUUGUAAUUUUAAAGUUCAUAGCAGAGCUUUGCUGUCACCCAAAGAGUUGAUCGGUACGGUUCUUUUUUAGCACCGAAAGUUGGCAUCGAGCAUGCGCAGAAGUAAAGCUAAUUUCGGUUUCCUACGUGCUGUUGCUUCGGAAAAUAACAAAAUGUCUCCCGAAGAAAUAUAUCUUUAUUUUCGUGCUAAGCGCGAACAAAAGCACUUCGUUUUUUCCUAAUUUUAUUCCAGUUCCAUAAUCAAUCGAGAUGUUUUUGUGAUCUUGUUAUAAGUUUUUCGUGACGCCACCGAACCAAGGUUUAUGCACCUUCAAAAGACUGGGACCAAGAUGAAAAUUUCUGGAACCGCACAACUCUAGUUCAUAGAAGUUGAGCGACAUUUUUAUUUUAGGAAUGGAAGUGUUAUCGCAGAAAUUGAGUUGAUAUUCACUGACAAAAACACAAAAGGCAUUAGCGAGUUACUGGAAGCCGUAAGAAACAAUUCCUUUGGUGAUUUUGAUGUGGACCCAAAUGCUCUUACAGUUGUUAUCACAG